Anopheles maculipalpis is the source of this 1120-nucleotide messenger RNA. Its product is annotated as lipase member H. The record is from RefSeq and is a predicted model, not a curated record. Gene Ontology annotation, molecular function: lipase activity. The transcript has 4 exons. Bases 56 to 1120 code for a protein of 354 amino acids. NCBI's taxonomy places the organism in Eukaryota, Metazoa, Arthropoda, Insecta, Diptera, Culicidae. Gene Ontology annotation, biological process: lipid metabolic process.
GAAAGAAAAACAAGGAGAGAGCGAGCGAAAACGAGUGUUUUCGGUGCAAUUCAAAAUGCAGCAACUUCCGUUCGUAUCGAUUGGAUUCGGUUUCAUUUUGCUGGCGGCAUUCCAGAGCAUUGCGGAAGCUCAGAAACAGCAGGAGAACAAAAAUGUCUUCAAUACCAGCUCGUGUUUGGAGAAGCCGUUCCGCUGUCCACAUCCUCGGAUCAAGUUUUAUCUAUACACACGCCGAACACAGCAGAACCCGGAGCUGAUUGAUGUGCUGAACCCCGAGUCGCUGUACUACACACACUGGAACCCAUCCCAUCCGGUAAAGAUCGUUAUUCAUGGGUUUGGAGGUGGUCGAAAUCUGUCACCAAGUCCCGAUAUGCGUAAGGCAUACUUCACCCGCGGUAACUACAACAUCAUCAUCGUGGACUAUGGAUCUGCGGUAACGGAACCGUGCCUUAGCCAGAUUGAAUGGGCCCCACGGUUUGGCAGUCUCUGUGUUUCGCAGCUAGUGAAGUAUAUCGCUAAUCAUCCGCGAGGAGUUCCACCGGACGAUAUGCAUCUGAUCGGGUAUAGUGUUGGGGCACACAUUGCUGGCCUGGUGGCGAACUAUCUCACACCGAGCGAGGGUAAGCUGGGAAGGAUUACUGGGCUCGAUCCAACAAUCUUUUUCUACGCCGGGUCCAACAAUUCUCGUGAUCUGGAUCCUUCCGAUGCACACUUUGUUGACAUCAUUCAUACUGGUGCGGGAAUACUUGGCCAGUGGAGCCCGGGAGGCCAUGCGGAUUUCUACGUUAAUGGAGGAACCAGCCAGCCGGGUUGUGCGAGUUCCACAAUCUUUCAAACGCUCGCAUGCGAUCACACCAAGGUGACGCCAUACUUCAUUGAGUCGAUCAACAGUGAGCGUGGCUUCUGGGCUGGACCUUGUCCAACACUCAUAUCUUAUCUGCUCGGUUGGUGCGAACCGAAAGACUCGGAUUACGUCCUCAUGGGAGAACAUCUAUCGCCACAAGCACGAGGUGUAUUCUACGUGACGACAAACGCCAAACCACCGUACGCACGUGGAUUUCCCGGCAAAAACCGACGAACGGCUAAAACCUCCGAGUACAGUGGCGUCCGACGGAAGUAA